UGAUCUGGUAGUGUCUUCUACCAUGGUGUGCUGGCAGAGAGGAGAUUCUGGGAUUCCCCCAGGCUGGUUCAACCCAGUUGGGAGCACCUACAAGUUGAUUUCUUUUUUCUUCGUCCUUGUGACUUCAGUGAACUCAAUUGGUGUUUCUCACUUGGUGAAUUCUGCCUUUCCAGGCACUGUCAUUUGCAGUGAAAAUGAAAUAACAGUGGAGUUUCCAAGCGAUCUUAGCACCAAGAAAUGGCAUGCAUUCGUGGUGGAUCCCCUUGGUCUAGACAUGCCAAACUGCCCUUAUGUCCUGGAUCCAGAAAAGCUCACCCUGAGGGCUCCUUAUGACAACUGUACCAAAAGAGUGCUUGGUGGGUACCAGAUGACCAUCAGAUUCAUGAACAGCAGUACUGCUUUAAGAAACAGGGCUGUCAUGUAUCAGUUCUUCUGUCCAACUAUGCAAGUAGAAGAGACCCAUGGGCUUUCAGAAUCUACAGUCUGCAAGAAAGAUUCCAUGUCUUUUUCCUUGCCACGGGUUUUCUCUGGCUUGGCUGAUGACAUUGAGGAAACUAUUCAGCUGGGAUGGAGUGUUGAGGUUGGUGAUGGUGUAAGAGCCAAAACUCUGACCCUGCCAGAGGCCAUGAAUCAAGGCUUUGGUCUUCUGAUUGAAAACCACAAGAUGACCUUCCAUGUGUCAUUCAAUGCCACUGGAGUGACUCACUAUAUGCAAGGUAACAGUCAUCUCUACAUGGUGUUUUUGAAGCUUAUGUUUGUAUCUCCCGGGCAGAAGGUAAUCUUCUCAUCACAAGCUAUUUGUGCACCAGAUCCUGUGUCCUGUAAUGCCACACACCUGACUGUCACCAUACCAGAGUUUCCUGGGAAGCUUAAGUUAGUGAACUUUGAAAACAGGAACAUCAUUGUGAGCCAGUUGCAUGACAAUGGGAUUGAUUUUGAAGUGACAAAUGGCUUGAGAUUGCAUUUCAGCAAAACUCUUCUGAAAACAAAAUCCUCUGAAAAAUGCCUACUCGAUCAGUUCUAUGUCUCUUCACUCAAGCUGACCUUUUACCUGCGAAAGGAGACAGUCUCCAUGGUGAUUUAUCCUGAGUGUCUCUGUGAGUCACCGGUUUCUAUAGUUACAGGUGAGCUGUGUACCCAGGAUGGAUUUAUGGACUUUGAGGUCUACAGUCACCAAACAAAACCAGCUCUCAACUUGGGUACCCUCAGGGUGGGAAACUCAUCCUGCCAACCUGUCUUCAAGGCUCAGUCCCAGGGGAUAGUACGAUUUCACAUACCCCUGAAUGGCUGUGGGACGAGAUAUAAGUUUGAAGAUGAUAAAGUCAUCUACGAAAACGAAAUACAUGCUCUCUGGACAGAUCUUCCUCCAAGCAAAAUAUCCAGAGAUAGCGAGUUCAGGAUGACAGUGAAAUGUUCUUACAGCAGAGAUGACAGGCUACUAAACGUCAAUGUCAAAAGUCUUCUUCCUCCAGUGGCCUCAGUGAAGCAAGGUCCACUUACCUUGAUCCUGCAAGCCUACCCAGAUAACUCCUACCAACAACCUUAUGGGAACAACGAGUAUCCUAUAGUGAGAUUCCUCCGCCAACCAAUUUACAUGGAAGUGAGAGUCCUAAACAGGGAUGACCCCAACAUCAAGCUAGUCUUAGAUGACUGCUGGGCAACGUCCACCACAGACCCAGACUCUCUCCCCCAGUGGAAUAUUGUUGUGGAUGGCUGUGCAUACAACUUGGACAACUACCAAACUAACUUCCACCCAGUUGGUUCCUCUGUGACCCAUCCUGAUCACUACCAGAGGUUUGACGUGAAGACCUUUGCCUUUGUAUCAGAAACCCAGGCACUUUCUAGUCUGAUCUACUUCCACUGCAGCACCUUAAUCUGCAAUCAGCUCUCUCCUGACUCCCCUCUAUGUUCUGUGACUUGCCCUGUAUCAGCUAGGCUCAGGCGAGCCACAGGGGUCACUGAAGAAGAGAAAAUGACAGUCAGCCUCCCAGGACCCAUUCUCCUGUUGUCAGAUGACUCUUCAUUCAGAGGUGUCAGCCGCUCUGAUCUGAGACUGGCAAAAGCAAGUGGGAACAGUGGGAGUGGAGCAGGGAAGGAGGAAGUUGGCUCACAAGAUAUUGUGGGUGCCAAAGGGCAUGGGACUGCUGGAGAUGUUGCUAUUAAAGCAGUGACUGUCAUGGCUGCCAUAGCAGGUGUGGUGGCAACUCUAGGCUUCAUCAAUUAUCUGUGCAAGAAAAGAACCCUGAUGUUAAAUCACUAA
Messenger RNA from Carlito syrichta (Philippine tarsier), 2260 nucleotides. It is a transcript of the gene ZP2, whose product is annotated as zona pellucida glycoprotein 2. The transcript is spliced from 19 exons. The record is from RefSeq and is a predicted model, not a curated record. Lineage: Eukaryota; Metazoa; Chordata; Mammalia; Primates; Tarsiidae. Gene Ontology annotation, molecular function: acrosin binding; structural constituent of egg coat. Gene Ontology annotation, biological process: binding of sperm to zona pellucida; prevention of polyspermy. Gene Ontology annotation, cellular component: egg coat. The coding region runs from base 23 to 2260 and encodes 745 amino acids.